This is a messenger RNA of Photinus pyralis (common eastern firefly), 2579 nucleotides long. Its product is annotated as scaffold attachment factor B2-like. Gene Ontology annotation, cellular component: nucleus. Gene Ontology annotation, molecular function: sequence-specific DNA binding; RNA binding. Gene Ontology annotation, biological process: regulation of mRNA processing; regulation of transcription by RNA polymerase II. Lineage: Eukaryota; Metazoa; Arthropoda; Insecta; Coleoptera; Lampyridae. The coding region runs from base 172 to 2400 and encodes 742 amino acids. The record is from RefSeq and is a predicted model, not a curated record. The transcript has 14 exons.
GACUCAAACCGGCGUCGUUGUUGGCAAAAAAGUACAUAUGUCUGCCUAACGAUCUUGUGAUCAUCGUUUUCUACGUUCUUACUUUGUACAUUGCAAUUAGUAAUAGAACGAGAGUUCAUUAAUGUGAUAAAUAAUUGCGAAGGUGCUCGAAUAAAUAAAUUGUGUUAGACGAUGUCGAGCAACGUGGAAAAACGUAAACUUUCCGAGCUCGGGGUGGUCGAUUUACGCAGCGAGCUAGAGAAACGGGAUCUCGAUAAGACCGGACUUAAGCAAGUGUUAGUGGAACGUUUGCAGAAGGCUCUGCAAGAUGCCGGAGAAGAUCCAGCGGUGUUCGAAUUUCAAGUAGAGAAAAAGUUGACGAAACGUCCGUCGACCACAUCAGCCGAUUCAGAGGUUGCGAAGGAUAAGACCGAAGAAAACGGACCAGAUAACGUCAAGGUUAACAAUACAAAGGAUCAGGAAAAGGAGGAGACCAAGGAGAAGAAAGAGAAUUCGCCGAAGAAAGAGGGUGAGAAAAAGAUGCCGGAUUCCAACGAGGAAGCUCCUGCCGAGUCGGACAAUCUUAUUCAAUUAACAUUAGAUGAGCAAGAAGAAAAUUUUCAGGACGAGGAGGAGGUCGAUAGUACGGGUAAAACUGACACGGAGUCCGAUAAACCACGCAAGGAAGAUGCCAAGAAUACAAGCACGAACGCGGAUACCACUAAGGAGCAUGAGGAUAUCGCCGAGAAGACUGAAGCUAAAACGCACGAAGGAAAUUCCUCUUCGGCCGGAGUUAGCAAAUCGUCCUCAAGCUCAUCAUCAAGGACCCACAGACAAAACCGGAAUUUGUGGAUUACGAAUAUAACGCAAACGACAAAGGCGACGGAAUUGAAACAGGUGCUAUCCGCCCACGGGAAGGUCAUCGGUGCGAAGGUCGUCAUUAACGCUAAAUACCCCGGAGCGUGCUGCUACGGUUACGUGACUAUGGACACCAUCGAAGAUGCGGACAACUGCAUUGCCAAACUCAACAAUACCGAGCUGAAUGGGAAAAUCAUUCGCAUCGAAAAGGUGCGACCCGACCAUAUGAACAUGGCAAAGCUCGAUGCGAAAAAGAUGAAAACCGAAGAAUCUACAAAUGAGAAGGACAAGGAUGCAUCGCACCGAUCCAAAUCAAAAGAUCAUAAAGAAGAAGAUAAAAAGAAGGAUUUGGAUAAAGAAAAGGAUAAGAAGGAGGAUAAAGAUGGCGACAGUGGUGAGGCUAAACGAGACACCAAGCGGAAAUCUCGCGAUCGCAGUCGUGGCGCGCGAAACGAGCGGGGGCCAAGUCGUAGCAGAUCACGUCCAAACCGUGAAAUUUUGACAUUUGACAAAAUUAAGGAAGAACGUGAGCGGCAGCGUUUCAGAGAACGCGAACGCAUGUUGAGGGAGGAAAGUAGACGUCGUCGUGAGGAAGCCGCCCGCCAACGUGACGUUGACAGAAUCCAGCGCUCCGAGGCGGCGCGCUUGGAUCGCGAGAGAGAGAAGCUAAGAUUCGAAAGGGAGAAGUUGGAAAGAGAGAAGGCGGAAAUUAUUCGACUUGAACGCGAACGCCAGAAGGUGGAGCGGGAGAAGUUGGAGUUGGAAAAGUUACAGCUGCAAAGGGUCAAGAUGCGAUUGCAAGAGGAAGAGCUGCGCCCGGUUAAACGUCCCGCACCGUUCCGUCGCGAAGGCUCGUACGAAGAUCGAAAACGUGCCAGUACCACCAGCAAACGCUACGACGAGCCGUCGGGAAUGCGCUAUCAGUCGCCAAGCGUCAAAGUGCAGGCGGUGUCUUCCAAAAAAUUUACACCCCCUUCAAAGGACUACAAAUCUUCGAGAGUGUACGAUAAACGCGACUCGUAUUCAAAAAGCGAUCGGGAUUACGAAUCGAAGCAUUCUCAGUCUGCACUGUCCAGGGAAGCUCCUACCAGCAUAACAAAGUAUGAAGGAAGUUCCGUUUUCAAUAUUAGUCAUGAAAGGGAUGCGCGUACGGGUGCAUCUGCUAUAGCAGCCCCAAGGAUCGCCAAGGAUUCGCGGUAUGUCGAGCGUGAACGGGAUCGCAGCCCCCACUAUCGCCGCUCCAUUCCUGAACACAAAAGCGAAGUACGACCAACCCACGAGCGUUCCUAUGAGGCAGUGAAAGAACGCGAGCGUAACAGCAGCGGUAGCGGUUGGGGGCACCCCAAUCCAACACCCAGUAAACAAUUUAGCACCAACAGCAUGCCCUUUAAAACUUGGAGUAGUAAAGACUCUUGGAGACCCGAUGUUUCUAAUAAUGGCGAUCGAUGGAACUCCGGAAGUGUCCCACGUGGCGAGCCAGCCUGUCCUGCUCCUCCUAGUAUGGAGAAUUAUACUCGAGGACGAUUUGAGUAUAAACCCAUGAGAAGUAUUAGAAAAUAUUAAGUGUAUGUCAAUGCUGAAAAUGUUCUCAGAUUUAUUCUUAUGUAGAUUACUUUUGACCAAAAAAUGUUUUGUUUGUUUUAUAAUAUUAACGAUUGCAAGUCUGGGCUAUAUGUAUUAUAAGUGUAUACUAAUGAACCCCUUCAUUAGGAUAAAUAAAAACAGUUUUGUGGUUUCCUGUG